UCUCUCUCUCUCCAUUUAAAAUCCCUUCUCUUUCUCUUCACUUUCCUAGUACCAAACACUACUCACUCACAGCCCCCCUCUCUCUCUCUCACACCCACAAUGAACUCAUCUUCGCCGGAAAAUUUAUCAUCUGAUCGGAAAAAGGCAAUUAAAGAGCUGGUUCGAGGCCGCGAAUUGACCAAUCAGCUCCUCACUAGGCUCGUCCUCGGCAAACCCCACGCCGGAGAGUUCGCCGCCGACGAACUCGUCGUCAAAAUCAUGGGAUCGUUUUCGGAGACAAUAAUGAUAAUUUUGAAUGGCAGCGGCGCCACCAUCGAUGAGGCGGUGGGUUCGCCGUCUUCCGAUGGCCGGAAGUCUGAAGAUUCCGGCGAAAGUAGCAAGUGUACUCCGCCGGCGAUGAAGGACCGGCGGGGGUGUUACAAGAGAAGAAAGACGUCACAAACAUGGACCAGAGAAACCCCUACUUUAAUUGAUGAUGGCCAUGCAUGGAGAAAGUAUGGACAAAAAGUUAUCCUCAAUGCCAAACACCCAAGGAACUACUUUAGGUGCACCCACAAGUUUGAUCAGGGCUGCCAAGCCACAAAACAGGUUCAACUAACCGAGGAUGAGCCACCCAUGUACCGGACCACAUACCAUGGUUUCCACACUUGCAAAAACCCAUUGAUCAAAUCACCUCAUCAUGAUGAUCACAUCAGCUUGGAUUCGGGUCGGAAUUCGGUCCUACUCAACUUCGGUUCAAAUUCAAACCCAAAUCCAAACUCGAACCACAACAAAUCAUCACACAAUCCAUAUUUCCCAACCACCACCACCACCACCUUUCCCUUGAUAAAGCAAGAGUACAAGGAAGAUCAGAAGCCAUCAGAUUUGAACCCCAACCAAUUAUCGGCGUCUAAUUACUUUUGGUCGCCGGAUCUAGCGAUGUUUGAAUCGUCAGGGCCAUUGACAGGGUUGUCAUCUGGAUCGGAUCAUGGGGAUGUGAUAUCAUCCGGUGUGUACUCAUGUACAGCUAGCACUCAUAGUCAUGGCUUGGACAUGGAUGAUAUGAUGGUGGGAGCCGUUGAUUUUGCUGACGACGUCUUGCAAUUUGAAUUUUGAUUAUUGCACACUAUUGCCCUCCUAGUAUAUUAGUGUAUUAGGGUAGUUCUUUUUAAUUCCGUUGUUUUACUUGCACAUAAAUCGAUCACAGAAUUAGAUAUAAUUAUGUUAUGAAAAAAAAUUGUAUCUAAUUUUGUAAUCGAUAUUUAUAUUUCUAGGCUUUUUCUUUCUCAACUUUAGAUUUGAUGUAAAAAAAAACCCAUGUAUUGGCUUUCUUAGGACUUAAAGAGAGGACAGCAUCUAGUUCCUCUUUCAGUGUGAAAACAAUUGGGCUUUUCUUCUCUAUUUUCUCAAUCUCUCUA
This is a messenger RNA of Camellia sinensis, 1397 nucleotides long. RefSeq names its product WRKY DNA-binding transcription factor 70. Lineage: Eukaryota; Viridiplantae; Streptophyta; Magnoliopsida; Ericales; Theaceae. Gene Ontology annotation, biological process: regulation of DNA-templated transcription. The record is from RefSeq and is a predicted model, not a curated record. Gene Ontology annotation, molecular function: DNA-binding transcription factor activity; sequence-specific DNA binding.